Pseudogymnoascus verrucosus is the source of this 1725-nucleotide messenger RNA. RefSeq lists its product as uncharacterized. The transcript is spliced from 2 exons. Bases 1 to 1656 code for a protein of 551 amino acids. The record is from RefSeq and is a predicted model, not a curated record. Lineage: Eukaryota; Fungi; Ascomycota; Leotiomycetes; Thelebolales; Thelebolaceae. Gene Ontology annotation, molecular function: flavin adenine dinucleotide binding; oxidoreductase activity, acting on CH-OH group of donors.
AUGAAGCAUAUAGCUCUUUUCCUCGUAGCCCAGCUCGCCUCCCUCCUCUCAUUGGCCGCCGCCGAUUGGACGAAGACCAAAUGGGAUGCCAUAGUUGUCGGCGCAGGCCCAGCUGUUGCCACGCGCCUUGCCGAAGCCAAGCUCAAUACCCUCCUGCUCGAGGGUGGCGGCCCCUCAUACGGCGUCACGGGUGGAAACCUCUCCUCCCGCCGCCCGUCUUGGCUUAACAACACAAACCUAACCCGCGUCGAUGUCCCCGGCCUCUACAGCUCCAUCUUCGGAGACGGCGGCGGCCUCAUCUGCAGCGGCACCAUCAACGCCUAUGGCGGGUGCACUAUCGGCGGCGGCUCCGCCAUCAAUGCAGGCCUGUACUUCGAGCCGCCUUCCAGCGAUUGGGACUCGUUCUUCCCCGCCGGCUGGAAGGCAGCCGACAUGGGCGGAGCGAUUAAUCGGGUGAAAGCGCGCGCUCCAUCUACAGACACGCCAUCUGCCGAUGGGAAGCAGUACCUGCAAUCCGGCUACAACAUCGCAAGGCGCUGGAUAGUCGACAGCCUCGGCUUCGCCGACGUCAAGAUCAACGAGAACAAAGACAACAAACACGACGUCUUCGGACGCCCAGUAUACGGAUACAAGAACGGCCAGCGAGCCGGCCCCGUCCCAACCUACCUCCAAGACGCCCUCAAGCUCCCCAACUUCCACCUCCAAAGCGGCACUCGCGCCGUGCGCGUGCAACGCACCGGCACCUCAGCAACAGGCGUCUGGAUCCACCUCAACGGCAUCGAGACCCUCAUCCCCCUCUCCAACACCGGCCGCGUCAUCAUCAGCGCCGGCGCCAUCGCCACCCCCGCCCUCCUAAUGUUCUCCGGCAUCGGCCCCGCCGCGUCCCUCACCCGCCUCUCCGCCGCCGGUAAACUCGGCAACCUCACGCACGGAGACUGGAUAUCCAACGCUGCCGUAGGCGCAAACCUUUUCGACAACCCGAAUACAUUCAUCGAGCUGUCCAGCCCGAGUAUCACCGCCUUCGGACCGUCUUAUAGCAACCCCGCACCCGCGGACUCGGCGCUUUACCUAGCGCACCGCUCUGGGCCGUACGCUUCUGCGGGUCAGACAUCUGUUUUCUUCUCCCGCGCCGCCCAGCCUGAUGGCCGUAUUGUUGGGUUCCAAGGCACGAUCGGCACGGGGGGGUACGCGGAUUAUACGUCUGCUACUACCAUCACGCUUAACAUCUACGGCACCUCUGGUCUCGCGUCGCGCGGCUCGGUGGUGCUCGAUGGGAAGUUCAUCCCCGGUCCGGACGGGAACGUGUAUUACUCCUCCGCCCCGGACGCUCGCGCCAUCGCCAGCUUCAUCAAGCGGAUCUUCGCAGCGCUGCCGGCGGAUGUGAAGACGUUGAAUUUAGAGCGCGAUGCCAGCGUGGCGAGGAUAGAGCAGUAUAUCACCACGCCGUCGGCGUAUGCGAGGGGGCAGGUGAAUCAUUGGAGUGGGAGUUGUAAGAUUGGGAAGUGUGUGGAUGACAGGGGGAGGGUGGUGGGGACGGGGAAUGUGUGGGUUGCUGAUGCGAGUUUAUUGGAGCCGUUGAGUGUUAAUCCGAUGUUUGGGGUUAUGGUGGUGGGGGAGAAGGUGGCGGAGUUGAUUUUGAAGGGGGUGGGUAAGUGAGGGGGAGUGGUGAUUUUGGGUGAGGGCAUAGCGAUGGGCGUACUAUUGGAAGGGAAGAUGGAGUUGGAA